Cicer arietinum (chickpea) is the source of this 706-nucleotide messenger RNA. Its product is annotated as large ribosomal subunit protein eL29z-like. Gene Ontology annotation, cellular component: cytosolic large ribosomal subunit; ribosome; nucleus. Gene Ontology annotation, biological process: pyruvate metabolic process; regulation of transcription by RNA polymerase II; 2-oxoglutarate metabolic process. Gene Ontology annotation, molecular function: structural constituent of ribosome; dihydrolipoyl dehydrogenase (NADH) activity; protein binding. The record is from RefSeq and is a predicted model, not a curated record. Lineage: Eukaryota; Viridiplantae; Streptophyta; Magnoliopsida; Fabales; Fabaceae.
UUGCUAACUGUCAUUUACAUUGUCAUGCAUUUGAUAUACAAACCUGACGAUGGAGAAAUCCUAGGAGUUCAUAUUUUUGGUUUGCACGCAGCAGAUCUCAUCCAUGAAGCAUCCAAUGCUAUAGCAUUAGGGACACGUAUUCAGGACAUAAAACUUGCAGUUCAUGCACAUCCAACUCUGUCUGAGGUUCUUGAUGAGUUAUUUAAAUCAGCAAAGCAGAUUCAUUUUCAGAGAUAUACAAUUCGGUGGAUAUAUACAAACCCUAGCCGCUUUAUUCCUAAUUUCCCUUACAGAAAACCCUAGCCGCUUUGAGUUCAAGAGAUGGCGAAGUCAAAGAAUCACACAGCUCACAACCAAUCUUACAAGGCACACAAGAACGGCAUCAAAAAGCCAAAGAGGCACCGUCACACUUCCACCAAAGGGAUGGAUCCUAAGUUUCUCAGGAACCAGAGGUAUGCAAGGAAGCACAACAACAAAAAUGGGGAAAUCGCCACCGAAGAAGAGUAAACUGUCUUUUUGAAUCCAGCUCUUAAUGUUUUACUUUAAAUCUGUCUCGUCUUGUGUAGUAGUAUUUUCCGAGCUUUAUUUUUAAUGCAGUGAAAAUGCAGUACUCUAUAAGCUUUUUUGCUGGUUUUUGUUGAACACUAUUUGAAUUUUUAUCAUAUGAAUAUUUAGUUGAUUGUGUUCUAGCACAUUUUUUCAGUUA